Molecule: messenger RNA, 363 nt
Organism: Anoplophora glabripennis (Asian longhorned beetle)
Lineage: Eukaryota; Metazoa; Arthropoda; Insecta; Coleoptera; Cerambycidae
Exons: 1
Coding region: 1-363 (120 amino acids)
Source: RefSeq, a predicted model, not a curated record
AUGGACAUUAGACCUACUAUAGCAUACAGAAUAGUAUCCACCGCGGCGCUACAGGUCAUAGCGGAUCUGCAGGUAAAGGAAAGAUUCCGGGCUAGGAACAGAGAGUCAGAAAGAAGAGCACAGAUUCUUGACCUCUGGCAAGAGACAUGGAGUGAGGACGAGGUGGACUCUUGGACCAGGAAAAUUAUUCCGGACCUUUGCCCAUGGGUUCAGAGAAAGCACGGCUGCGUGAGCUACCUUACACAGGUAUUGACAGGGCACGGCUGCUUCAGGGCCUACCUUCUAAGAUUUAAAAGUGCCCGAGAUAACCGAUGUGUUUAUUGCGGUCAAAGGAAGUGGCAGACGAGAAGCAAGAAAGAAUGA